Messenger RNA from Paramecium octaurelia, 183 nucleotides. The record is from the annotation of a GenBank genome assembly. NCBI's taxonomy places the organism in Eukaryota, Ciliophora, Oligohymenophorea, Peniculida, Parameciidae.
AUGAUAUUUUUCAUUAUAUUAUAUGAAGAACUUACUUACUCCUUUAGUUUUAGAAUCUAUCAAUCAAAUAAUUUGAAGAUUUUGUUCCUUAGAAGGAAGCAUAGAUUAUUAUAUCUUAUUUAUAAGUAGAUCAGAAUUUUUCCACUAUUGGAAUAUUUCCUAUAUUUGUUGAUAAAAAUUUGA